Dunckerocampus dactyliophorus (ringed pipefish) is the source of this 3165-nucleotide messenger RNA. It is a transcript of the gene nkrf, whose product is annotated as NFKB repressing factor. Gene Ontology annotation, molecular function: nucleic acid binding. The transcript has 3 exons. Gene Ontology annotation, cellular component: nucleoplasm; nucleolus. The record is from RefSeq and is a predicted model, not a curated record. The coding region runs from base 375 to 2723 and encodes 782 amino acids. NCBI's taxonomy places the organism in Eukaryota, Metazoa, Chordata, Actinopteri, Syngnathiformes, Syngnathidae.
UUGUGGGUCCAUUGGUGUGAUUGACGCCAUGACUGAUGUAGCUAGCGGGACUAGAAAAUGGAUGCUUUCUGUCUCUACUCAACUGUUUAUGCUUUCUCGGAGGGUUAUAUCGAUCACUCUUUAAAAAGAGAUUGACAUCUAAACGUCACUAUUUUCUUCAAGGAGUAGUUUGCUAAUUUAAUAAGUUAGUCAUUUUUUUGCUGUCGUGGUUAGCUUGAGGCUAGUCGCUCGUGUUGUUAGCUAGCGAAAGUAGGCUAGCACGACGUUUUUUGUGUUUAUAUUCGUUUUAUAUCUAAAUUCUCUACCAACUAACAGAGAGCGGCUACGGGGGUUAAGGCUACCUGCCGCUAAAGGUAUGGCCUGGUUGUGAUUGGAUGCAGCCGGGAAUGGAGGAGGGGACGGAUGCUGGCGAAAUGCGCUCCUUUGACCCAUUUUUUAGCUCUGAAGCAAAAAAGAGACAUAUUUCUUCUGAUGGAAGAGAAGAGCCAAUGAGGAAGAUGCCUGUGUCAAAGUUUGGUUCCAGACCUCGAUUCGAGCCUGUGCAGUUUGUAAGCAGUGGCACCAGUAGUGGAGGGUUAGGUCUAGGAGGAGGAAGAAAUGGACCUGACGAAAAGGAGAACGAUAAGGAGCCCAGAAGGAGUGAUUUGUACGCUGGGAGAUACAGGGAUUUUGAGCAUGCUUCCUACAGCAGCAGUGGCAGGGCUCAAAGCUCCUCCCUGAGGCCUGCUUUUGACAGAGUACAUUCAUACACUUCUGACUCUUGGGGCUCCCAUAGAGAUCGAGACCGGGAGAGAACCUGUGAUGUUUCUUCAGGUAGUUCAGUCGGAUUAGGUUACGGAGGCCGUGGGUCCUCGUCAAACUUCAUGGCGAAAAUGCAGCAGGACUACACGAACAAGUAUGAGGCCCACAGCUCUCGAAAUUCAGAUUUCUACUCACAUCCCCACAGGUACAAUGGAUACGGGGGAGGGAACAGAUCAGGCGGGUGGGACUCCGGACGUCAAGGUUUGGGGUAUGGCCACCAGGAUCGCCAAUCAUCCAACCGGCCUCAUAACAGGGCCUACAAUAGUCCUUCCACCUCUCAGCUGGGGGGGUCAUCACAGCCCAUCCCCAUCUCUCAGUGCACGCUAGAUGAGAAGCAGCGGCUCAUCUCCAGUCUGGCGUCUGCGUUGUCUGGUGCUCUUUGGGACCCUCAGUACGCCACCGGAACAGACGCUCCAAAUUACAGCUUCAUGUUGAGUCGCAGCAUCCAGGCGUGCAAGACAAACCCUCAGUACAUUUAUGUCAAUCUGAGAGAUAUCCCUCAGGCCGACCUACCCAAGAACCGCAAAGUGCCAGCGGACGGCUACGCCUGUGAGCUGAGGUGUCAGGGCGUGUAUCUGGCCACUGGAUACUCCGGCAGUAAAAACGGAGCAAGGGACCGUGCCUCCGAGCAUGCUGUCAAACUCUUCAUGAAGCCGGUGGAGGUCUGUGUGGUGCCGCGCAAGUACAAACACACGAUGCUUAAUGACGUGGUUGUGUGCCAGAUGCACUGCCCCACCCCGGUAUUGACACCUUCCCUCUGGAACCCAGAGAACAUUGGAUACCCCAGCUUUAAGGGCCCUUAUGAGCCCGACAUGAGGAAGCACUGGACGGAGUUUGUGGUUAUGGACAAUGCCCAAGAUGCCAUCUGCAUACUCAACAACUCUGCAGCCUUCAGUCACAUGAAAGUAGACUACAAGUUUGAGCCGCUGCCCAAUGGUUCCUGGCUGUGCAGCGUUUAUGUGCAAGAUGAAAUGGUAGCGCAGGCCACUGGCACCAAAAAGAACUCCAAGCAUGCUGCGGCAAGACAGGCGCUAGAAAAGCUGCGCAUGAACCAGGCGUCACGACAACACCACCACCAGCAAGAGCCGCAGGAUGCAAGAGGAAAUUAUCAGUCAGACUCAGGUGGACAGUUGGGACAACCUGGCAUCAAAAAGAAGCAUCUGAGUGAGUUGGUCAUCUUGGAAAACUCAGACAAUGCCGUUUGCAUCAUCAACGACACAGCUCAGUUUAAUAAAGUGUCAGCCGACUACAAGUUCAUCUGCUUACCUGAUCAUAGCUGGAGGUGUGAAGUCUACCUGGAAGGACAGUUUGUGGCAGCAGGCGUCGGAGCUAAAAAGCAGGUGAAACACAUUGCAGCACAGGAGGCAUUGGCCACCUUGAGACAGACACAGGCCGUGGUCAAAUCCAACCUGAGAAAGGAGGGUCACAACGACGCCAUAUCCCGCUCGCAGAUCAUGGGUCGUUCUGGUGAGGAGGCCAUGAGGCAGGAGAUUAAGGAAGACAACAUUGGGAACCAGCUGCUGCGCAAGAUGGGCUGGAAGGGAGGUGGCUUGGGCCGAGACGGAGAUGGCAUCGCGGAGCCCAUCAGAGUCAAGGAGCAGUUCUCGAGGGAGGGUUUAGGCAUGGAUGCGGACAAAUGCAGCCACCUCACCAAACGGGACAUCGAGGACAUCAUUCGCAAGUACGUCAGCUCAGACCGCCAGGACGAUCUCCGCUUCUCCACCGACCUGACCAAUGAGGAACGCAAGCAGAUCCACCAGGUGUCUCAAAAGUAUGGCCUAAGGAGCAAGUCAUAUGGACAAGGGAAGCAGCGCUUCCUAGUGGUCAGUCGCAGGGUGGACACAGACCAGCUCAUUGGUCAGCUCCUACAGGAAGGACAGGUGGGGCGAUAUGAACUGGUCAAACCUCAGGCCUUGCACUGAUUUGCAUGAACAAAUCACGAUAAAGCCACUGAUUUGGACUCUUUCAGGUAAGGCUUGGAGGGGUCCUGCAUUUCUAUUCAACAAAAUACCCUUUUUCUGCCUUUGCUCAUACCCUUAACAUUUUUUUGCACACUUGUUUUCAGUACAUCUUCAUUAUGUUCAUAAGCCAGAAAUAAGACUGUUCACUGUGUCUUAACUCUUAAUUUAAUGGUAGGCGAUUCAUGUAACCAAUGGACUAUGGAACCAUUAACUGUAAUGGGAGUAAUGCAUCAUGCAAUACUCAUGACUGUGGUAGCACUUUUUCUGGUCAUUGUACAAGAGUUGCAUCAGCCUUUUUGUUGAAUGGCAGAAAUGUCAGCGCUUCACAGCUGUCAGAACUGAAUAAAAUUGACAUCACCAGGUUUGGCUUCAAUAAAAUGUUAAGUGCAGUGAAAAGCAACAA